Carlito syrichta (Philippine tarsier) is the source of this 355-nucleotide messenger RNA. Its product is annotated as ubiquitin-conjugating enzyme E2 variant 1-like. NCBI's taxonomy places the organism in Eukaryota, Metazoa, Chordata, Mammalia, Primates, Tarsiidae. Bases 38 to 355 code for a protein of 105 amino acids. The record is from RefSeq and is a predicted model, not a curated record. The transcript has 2 exons.
GAAGAAGGGGCUGGGCUUCGAGCGACAGCGACACAAGAUGGCAGCCACCACGGGCUCGGGAGUAAAAGUCCCUCACAAUUUCCAACUGUUGGAAGAACUCGAAGAAGACCAGAAAGGAGUAGGAGAUGGCACAGUUAGCUGGGGUCUAGAAGAUGACAAAGAUAUGACACUUACAAGAUGGUCAGGGAUGAUAAUUGGGCCUCCAAGGGUGGACCCCAGAGCCAUAUCAGUGCUAGCAAAGUGGCAGAACUCAUACAGCAUCAAGGUUGUCCUGCAGGAGCUGCAGCGCCUCAUGCUGUCCAAGGAGAACGUGAAGCUCCCCCAGCCGCCCAAGGGACAGUGUUACAGCAACUAG